AUGUUCCUGUGCGUCCGGCCGACGGAGGAGCCCCCGCAGCCCGUGUCCACCACCCUGCGCCAGGAUGCUGCUCUCGCACAAAUCAAAAAGCAAGCCAAGAAAAGUAUCCCAGAUAAAGGAGAUGGAUCAUUUAAGAUGGGCAACAAAAUGCUCCAGGAGUCUAAAAGCCAAAAACAGAAAACAGAAGCCUACAUACUCUUUGCCAGAGCAGCUGACAUGGGAAAUUUGAAAGCUAUGGAAAAAAUGGCUGAUGCUUUGCUGUUUGGAAGUUUUGGCACGCAAAAUACAACAGCAGCUAUCCAGUUCUAUGAGUCCUUGGCUAAAGAAGGAUCAUACAAAGCCCAAAACAUAAUGGGAUUUUUAUCUUCUUAUGGAAUAGGAAUGGAAUAUGAUCAAGCCAAGGCACUGAUAUAUUAUACCUUUGGAAGUGCUGGAGGAAGCAUGAUGUUCCAGAUGAUUCUGGGGUACAGAUAUUUGUCAGGAAUCAAUGUUCUACAAAAUUGUGAAGUUGCCCUAAAUCAUUACAAGAAAGUGGCAGAUUAUAGUGAAAAUUGGAAAAAAAGUGAAGGAAUUCCAGAGGAAAAAGUGAGACUAACUGAAAGACCUAAAAAUCUGAGCUCCAACAGUGAGAUUUUGGAUUGGGACAUAUACCAGUACAAUGAGUACUUGGCAGAAAGAGAUGUUCAGAUAAAGGCACUAUACUACCUUUUAAAGGCAGCAAAGGCUGGGAGCGCAAAUGCCAUGGCAUUUAUAGGAAAGAUGUACUUAGAGGGAAAUACUGCUGCACCACAAAAUAAUGCCACUGCCUUCAAAUACUUCUCCAUGGCGGCCAGCAAGGGCAAUGCAAUUGGUCUUCAUGGACUUGGUCUCCUUUACUUUCAUGGAAAAGGUGUUCCUGUGAAUUAUGGUGAAGCCUUCCAGAAAGCUGCAGAGAAGGGAUGGCCUAAUGCACAGUUCCAGCUAGGCUACAUGUACUGCUCUGGCUCUGGAGUAUGGAAGGAUUAUAAACUUGCCUUCAAAUAUUUUUAUUUGGCCUCUCAGAGUGGACAGCCUCUUGCCAUUUAUUACCUAGCCGAGAUGUACGCAUCUGGAACAGGGGUGCUAAGAUCAUGCAGAACAGCCGUGGAGCUCUAUAAAGGUGUCUGUGAACUAGGCCACUGGGCUGAGAAAUUCCUGACAGCGUACUUUGCCUAUAAGGAUGGCGAUGUAGACUCUUCUCUUAUUCAGUAUGCACUACUUGCAGAAAUGGGAUACGAAGUAGCUCAAAGCAAUUCAGCAUUCAUUUUGGAAUCUAAAAAGGCUAAAAUUCUGGGAAAAGAGAAGAUGUAUCCAAUGGCACUUCUACUAUGGAACCGAGCCGCCAUUCAAGGGAAUGCUUUUGCUAGAGUCAAAAUUGGAGAUUACCAUUACUAUGGUUAUGGGACUAAGAAAGACUAUGGAACAGCAGCCACACACUACAGCAUCGCAGCGGACAAGCAUCACAGUGCUCAAGCCAUGUUCAAUCUGGCCUAUAUGUAUGAACAUGGCUUGGGUAUGGCGAAGGAUAUUCACCUGGCCAGAAGAUUGUAUGACAUGGCUGCUCAGACAAGCCCAGAUGCUCACAUUCCUGUGUUCUUUGCCCUUUUGAAACUGGAAACUAUGCAUUUGCUCCGAGAUAUUCUGUUUUUUAAUAUGUUUUUCACCAUAAGAUGGAAAUGGCUGAAACUGGAAAACACUGUCGGACCAUACUGGGAUUUAUUUGUGAUUGGCCUAAUCAUUGCCAUGCUGAUCUUCACAGGUUUAUGUCAAGCUAUCCUCACCCAAUAA
This is a messenger RNA of Onychomys torridus (southern grasshopper mouse), 1806 nucleotides long. Its product is annotated as protein sel-1 homolog 2-like. Gene Ontology annotation, cellular component: endoplasmic reticulum membrane. The record is from RefSeq and is a predicted model, not a curated record. Gene Ontology annotation, biological process: ERAD pathway. Gene Ontology annotation, molecular function: protein binding. NCBI's taxonomy places the organism in Eukaryota, Metazoa, Chordata, Mammalia, Rodentia, Cricetidae.